Molecule: messenger RNA, 2938 nt
Organism: Mercenaria mercenaria
Lineage: Eukaryota; Metazoa; Mollusca; Bivalvia; Venerida; Veneridae
Exons: 9
Coding region: 187-1839 (550 amino acids)
Biological process (GO): mitochondrial protein catabolic process; mitophagy by internal vacuole formation
Cellular component (GO): mitochondrial outer membrane
Source: RefSeq, a predicted model, not a curated record
GCGCUGUACUUAUACUUAAACUGGAUAUGUUUGUACGUAAUUUCCCUCAUAGCAGAAGUUUUAACAAACGGAAAUUAAUAUUUUAUCAAAUUUGAUUGGUUGGAUACAUAAUUAAAGGUGAUUUAAACAUUAGUUUUAUAUAAUUUGAUUAGUUUUGUUUCUGUUUGUGAAAAAGUGGCAACCACAAUGCCUUAUCAAAUACCUGUUACGAGUCCAAAUAUAGAGAAACUAUUUCACUACCUACAAAAGUCUCAGUGGCAUAACGUAUCGGCAAACUUUUCUGGCUUCGUUCGCAAGGAAUUCGAAACUCAUCUAGAUAAGCUGGAAGAGGAAGAAGAAUUAUAUAGAAAUCUGAAACUUAUGAUUGAAUAUUCAGAAAUGGGCAGGUUUUCGGAGGCAAAGAAUCUGACUGACACAGCGCAUAAGGAAUUUCAACUACUCCUAAAUAAGUUAACAGAACUGAAUCAAAUUAAGCAUACCUCAAGAAGAGCACAUCAGAAACCUAUUGAGAACCAAGAUAAUUACACCAGACGCGAAACUUAUACACCUGAUAAACGAGAGAUAGCUAGUCCAUCAAAGCGUAACACCAAUCAACGCCAGCAUACACCGCAUGGUAACCCUGGGUAUGAAACACCAAAAAGACAGCUUGAAAUAAUCGAAAGGCAUCCAAGAACACCACAGUCACAACAUGAGCAUCAACAGUCAUAUGAUCCGCAUAGAGAAAACUAUGACAGCUUACGAUUGAAGACACCAGAGAAACAACUAAAUUCCUAUAUGCAAGAGCAGCAACACAAAUACGACUCGCCAUCAAGAAAUAUGACACCUGCAGACCAUGGUAGCCGACCAAAUAGCUAUCACCACGGCUCCCGUUCUCCCCAGGCCCCAGGAGUUCUCACUAGUGCGGGACAAAUGACCUCAUCUAAAGCGCUUUGGGGUCGUGAUCAUGGGGAUAGACCGAGUGAAAAAGUUGGAUCCAGUACGUACAGACAUGAUUUCCCAACAUACGCUGUGGAUAUUCAUGAACGAAAAGAUAAAGAAAAGUACAGAGAAAAUUUUGGCUCUUUAGCAGAAAGAGAUAUGUACAGGGGAAGUGAAGAAGGCUCGUAUCAAGAUGAACCAAGACGAGGGGGACCACAGUCUAGACAUUCCGAAACUCCAGACUAUGACAACAGACCUAGCGAAUUAGCUAGAAAAUUUAAAGAAUUAUACAGCCACGAGUGGACAGAUGCUUACGAUGAAAUAUGUAAAGAUUUUGGUUCCGAGAAAACCGUGAGACACCUACUCUGGAUUGUAACGGAAGCUUGGUUAAUAUCGGGAGACGUUGCCUAUAAACAGUUACGAGACCUUGAAAAGACUGCACUUGGUUUAAUGGCGAAUCCCACUAAAGAACGCUUAAUGUCAGCUACUAGUCAAGAACAUCAUGGUGGAUAUGCUCCACGUCACCUUGGUGAGACCCUCCCUGCUUCUAGAAGUCUUCUAAUGAAAUAUAGGAAGCAGACUGCAAUAUUGUCGAUACCAUUUGUAAAGGAGGAGUGUCGAGAAAAGAUAUCAAAAACACUUGUUGAAUCCACCGGAAUUCUAAGAUCAUACCUCGGAGACGCAUCACGUCUUACUGCAUACAUUUAUAAGUGCGCUGAACUCACAUGGCUCAUGUGUGUACAGGACCCUCCAAUUGUUCUUGAAUAUAUCACCAAGGAAACGGAAGGAGCCAGAUUCAACCACGAGCAUUAUCAUGUUUAUACAAAGACUGGUAAUACUUAUGAUUUUGGUGUGUGGCCAAUGUUGAGGCUGGGCAGGAAAGGAGAGAUUCUAUCCAAAGGAAUUGCUCAAGGGAUAUGACGAGGAUGCAUACGUUUCCUGUUUCCGAUGUUAACUACGUUGGCACAACAUAGAUAAAUUAAAUUGAAGUUGAACUACAAGUAGAGCUAAUAAUCAUUUUGUUUAAUGCAUUCGCGGAGUAUAUGCAAUAUUUUUAAACUAAACUAUUUAUUAAUAACACACAUAUAGUCCUUGCGUUUUAGCAUAAUACUAUUUAUAUCUCUUCAAAUCUGAACAGAAAUAUAUUUAGAUACAAAACAAAAUGUUCUACCGAAUAUUUGCCUUCCUAUGUUCUAAGUGUAAGGACAUGGAUGAAAAGAUAACAAAAAUGAAAUAAUAUUUCUGAAGUUUUGAAUAUGACAUUUAUGUAAAUUUUAUUAAAUUUUCGACUGUCAAAUGGUUUUAUUAAUUCAAUGUUGUGUAAAACGUUAAAAGGGUACAUUAAAAGCUAUUUUGAGAAUGACAUUAAGCUGUAUGAACAUUUUAGCACUUCGUCACUGAUAGAUAUAUUUAUUUUGAAACGAUCUGUGCAGUUAAACUGGCACAGCGCAUUCUUUCUUGGAUGGCAUACUGUUUUCAUGUACACGUAAGAAGGGCUAUUGAUACGUUGUUGAACGAGUUAAACAACCUGAAAAGGGUUCAGCACUGCUUUUUAAAAUUCAAAUCCCCAUUGAAGUUGAGGUAGAUAAACAUUACUGUUUUUCCUCUUCUUGUGUGUGCUGUUGCUUUAGAUGGAACUAGCUUUGUUAGAAAAAAUAGUUUGUAGAAACAUGUUUUCAGUUUGAUGGGGUACAAGUAAUUGUUUCUUUCACUGUGUCGUUUUAUAUGAUGUUUGCAUAUAUGUAGGUUUCCAAUCUGCGUCGUCAUAUAUCACAUAUCAUUUUUUGUUUGUCGUUUUACUCAAGCAAUUACUUAUGUGGAACGUGUUUAAAAACAAUGACGCUAGAAAUCUUAUGUUAAACUGUUAACCUACCAUGAUUUAUUUAUAUAUUUAUUCAUUUUUGUAAAAAGAUUCAGUUUUAUGUUUUCAAAUCAAAGUGUUGUUCUAAAUUUAUAAUAAAGAAAUCUGUGAUAUUUAAUAUGCGUGUGAAUGAGAAUAAAAUACUUAUACAAGCUUAAA